UGUAAGAUGCGGAACUCGCUGUCAUAUGACUUCUCGGUUUGUUGCUAAAAUGGUGCUGAUCCGAGGCUGAAGUCUCCGUUAAAGAAAUGGAGGAGAUAAGAGUGUCUCCUGACUACAACUGGUUUCGAAGCACAGUGCCCCUGAAAAGGAUCAUAGUGGAUGAUGACGACAGUAAAGUUUGGUCACUGUACGACGCCGGGCCAAAGACCAUCAGGUGCCCAAUCAUCUUCCUUCCUCCUGUGAGCGGUACAGCUGAGGUUUUCUUUCAGCAGAUUUUGGCUCUCACCGGUUGGGGCUAUCGGGUAAUUUCGCUCCAGUACCCUGUCUACUGGGACCUACUGGAAUUUUGUGAUGGAUUUAGGAAGCUUCUCGACCACUUGCAGCUGGAUAAGGUGCACCUAUUUGGUGCUUCCCUGGGAGGAUUUCUGGCUCAGAAGUUUGCAGAGGUGACCCACAAGUCCCCUCGAGUUCACUCCCUCAUCCUGUGCAAUUCAUUUAGCGACACAUCCAUUUUUAACCAAACGUGGACAGCUAACAGUUUCUGGUUGAUGCCAGCUUUUAUGCUGAAGAAGAUUGUUCUCGGCAACUUCGCCAAAGGACCUGUAGAUCCAAAAAUGGCAGAUGCCAUAGACUUUAUGGUUGAUAGGCUGGAGAGUCUGAACCAGAGUGAACUGGCCUCCAGGCUCACCCUGAACUGCCAAAACUCCUACGUCGAACCUCACAAAAUAAAGGACGUUGCAGUCACCAUUAUGGAUGUUUUUGAUCAGAGUGCUCUUUCAAACGAGGCAAAGGAGGAAAUGUAUAAACUGUACCCCAACGCAAGAAGGGCUCACCUCAAAACUGGUGGAAACUUUCCAUACCUUUGUAGAAGUGCUGAAGUCAACCUUUACAUCCAAAUACACCUGCGACAGUUCCACGGGACGAGGUACGCCGCAAUCAACCCAGCUAUGGUUAGUGCUGAGGAACUGGAAGUCCAGCGGAGCAGCCUGAACAACUGCAGAGAGAGUGACGACGAAUCGUGAGAGGAUCCCAUCCCCCCGCCCCCCCCCAUCUUCCUACACUGGGCCGACUACAGGAGCGUUAACGCACUGUACUGCACGCUGUCUCCUUCCAGAGAGGUCCUCUUUGGUCCCAUGGUUUUCUAUGAUGGCUCCAAUCAAAACAAUGGACUACAAGAGCUUAUUUUUACUUUACAGAACAAUAUUUUGAUAUUGUAUCACGACUGUAAAUAAUUUCCGUACUCAGUCAGUGCAGAUUUCACAGGAUGCUCUUUUGAACUUGAUGCCUUAUGUGACUAUAUAAAUACCUUUCGUCUGGUCGAUUUUGCACUUCUUAUUGUCUUUUUUUUUUUUUUUUCAUCCAUUUCAGCUUUUUCCUUUUAUUUUUCUUUUGGAAGUUUUUGUAACUCAUGCACUGAUUAAAAGGAUAACCUGCAA
Molecule: messenger RNA, 1436 nt
Organism: Astyanax mexicanus (Mexican tetra)
Lineage: Eukaryota; Metazoa; Chordata; Actinopteri; Characiformes; Acestrorhamphidae
Gene: spg21
Product: SPG21 abhydrolase domain containing, maspardin
Exons: 9
Coding region: 87-1022 (311 amino acids)
Cellular component (GO): cytosol; trans-Golgi network transport vesicle
Molecular function (GO): CD4 receptor binding
Source: RefSeq, a predicted model, not a curated record